Molecule: messenger RNA, 4546 nt
Organism: Ectocarpus siliculosus
Lineage: Eukaryota; Phaeophyceae; Ectocarpales; Ectocarpaceae
Source: the annotation of a GenBank genome assembly
AUGGCGCCGGCACGAGGUAGAGGAAAAGGAGACUGGAAGAGAAAUGGAGGAGGAGGAGGGGGGGGGGGAGGGGGAGGGAAAGGUUCACGCUACCAGCGGCAGCAGAGCAAAGGAGGAGGAGGAUCGGGCGGCAAAAGAAGCUACGCGGACUCGAGCCAGGCGGCAAGGCUCAGCGGCGGCGGCAGGAAGGAGAGCGCGGUGAAGGCCGCCCUCCGAGAGCAGGGGGAUGCGUUGGACAAGAGAUUCGGGUACGAUCGGUACUCAGAGGGCCCGCCGAGACUAGGGUGGAUCUUCAACAUGCUGCCGACGUCCAUUCCUGACGCCUCCGGCAACGAGAAGAGCGGGCUGGACAUGUACUUUCUGGAGCAAGAUGGCGGCACCUUCAAGGCUACGGUUUUCUACAAGCCGUACUUUUACGUGUUGGUGAAGGAGGAGCGGUACAUCCAGGACUGCAUCCAGUGCAUACGGCGGCGGUUCGAGGACUCAGCGGUGGAGGUUACGGUGGUGGACAAGGAGGACCUCGACAUGCCCAACCACCUCUCGGGAAAGCUGAGAAGGUUCCUCAAGCUAAGCUUCCACAGCGUGGCGGACCUGAUGGAGGUGAAGCGGGCCCUGAUGCCGACGAUCCAGGCCAACAAGACCAGGGCCGAGGCGCAGGACGCCUACAUGCACGCCGAGGCGCGGGAGCAGCAGCCGAGCGACUUCCUGUCGGUGCUGGUGGACGCGAGGGAGUACGAUGUGCCGUACUACGUGCGGUGCUCCAUUGACCUGGACAUCAGAGUGGGAGCAUGGUACAUGGUCACGCCGCAGGAGGAGGGGGUGGAUGUGGCUUGGCAGAAAGAGAUGGUGGACAAAGCCGAGCCUAAGGUUCUCGCGUACGAUAUCGAGUGUACAAAGGCUCCGCUCAAGUUUCCCAACGUGGAAAUAGACCAGGUUUUCAUGAUCUCGUACAUGGUGGACGGGCAGGGGUACCUCAUCAUCAGCCGGGAGGUGGUUAGCGAGGAUGUGGAGAACUUCGAGUACACCCCGAAGCCGUCGUUCCCGGGACCGUUCCACAUCUUCAACGAGCCCAACGAGGAGGCGGUGAUCCGAAGGUUCUUCAAGCACGUGGCGGAGCUCCGCCCGCAGAUCAUCGUCACCUACAACGGGGACUUCUUCGACUGGCCCUUCGUUGACGAGAGGGCCAAGGGCUACGGAUUGGACAUGGAGAAGGAGAUCGGCGUGGGGCUGCAGGCCAACGGGGAGUACCGCGGCCGCUGCGUGGCGCACAUGGAUGCCAUCUACUGGGUGAAGCGGGACUCUUACCUGCCACAAGGCUCUCACGGUCUCAAGGCCGUCACCAAGUAUAAACUAGGGUACGACCCCGUGGAGGUGGACCCGGAGGACAUGGUGAGGUACGCGUCGGAGAGGCCUACGGAGAUGGCGGCCUACUCCGUCUCCGACGCCGUGGCCACCUACUACCUCUACCAGACCUACGUGCACAUGUUCGUCUUCAGCCUGUGCACCAUCAUCCCGAUGGGGCCGGACGAUGUGCUGCGGAAGGGAUCCGGAACGCUUUGCGAGGCGCUUUUGAUGGUGGAGGCCUACCGGGGAAACAUCGUGUGUCCGAACAAGCACUCCGAGCCUUUGACGAAGUUCCACGACGGCCACCUGGUUGAGUCGGAGACGUACAUCGGGGGCCACGUGGAAUGCCUAGAGACGGGAGUCUUCAGGAGCGAUCUCCCGGAGAAGUUCAGGCUGGUGCCGAGCGCGCUUCAGGCGCUGAUCGACAACGUCGACCGAGACCUGACGUUCGCCAUCGAGGUCGAGAGCGGGGUACAGCGCGACACUGUCAGCAACUACGACGAGGUGCGCAGCGAGAUCAUCGAGCAGCUAGAGAUGCUGAGAGACAGCCCUCUCCGCGAGGAGGAGCCGUUCAUCUACCACCUCGACGUAGCCGCCAUGUACCCCAACAUCAUCCUCUCCAACCGGCUGCAGCCGGGAGCCAUAGUCAACAAGGCGAUGUGUGCGUCGUGCGACUUCAACCAAGACAGCAACAACUGCAAGCGGUCGCUCACUUGGAAGUGGAGGGGUGAUAUGACCCCCGCUUCGAGGACCGAGUACCAGAGCGUGAAGAUGCAGCUAACCUACGAGAACGUGGAUGGGAAGCCCUUCGUCGAACUAGACGAGGCGGACCAGGCGACGAACGUUCGAGCACGGCUGAAGAACUACGCCCACAAGGUCUACAAGAAAACCAAGAUCACGAAGGAGGAAGAGCGAGUGGAUACGGUGUGUAUGCGGGAGAACCCGUUCUACGUGAACACCGUCCGGGCUUUCCGCGACCGCCGCUACGACUACAAGAUCCUGACGAAGAAGGCUAAGAAGGCCAAGUCGAAGGCGGCCGAGGAGGGGGAUGCCGUCGGCGCCAAGGAGGCCGGGGACAGGGCCCAGGUGUUCGACUCGCUGCAGCUGGCCCACAAGUGCAUCCUUAACUCGUUCUACGGCUACGUGAUGAGGAAGGGCGCCCGCUGGCGUUCGAUGGAGAUGGCAGGCAUUGUUACCUACACGGGGGCGAUGCUCAUCAAGCAGGCCCGCGAGCUGGUUGAGCAGAUCGGGCGUCCUCUGGAGCUGGACACGGACGGGAUCUGGUGCAUCCUGCCCUCCUCUUUCCCGGAGAACUUUACCUUCACGACGAAAUCCGGAGGAAAGAUCCGGAUCUCGUACCCCUGCGUGAUGCUCAACGCGGAUGUCCACGAGAACUACACCAACCAUCAGUACCAAGACCUCCAAGACCCGGCCACGCGCAAGUACAACACGAAGAGCGAGUGCUCCAUCUUCUUUGAGGUGGACGGGCCCUACAGGUGCAUGGUGCUCCCCUCGUCCACUGAAGAGGGCAAGCUGCUCAAGAAGCGUUACGCGGUGUUCAACCACGACGGUUCUUUGGCAGAGCUCAAGGGUUUCGAACUGAAGCGCAGGGGAGAGCUGGAGGUCAUCAAGGUUUUCCAGUCCCAGGGUACGAGCCAGACAACCGCGCGACGCCUGGCGGACUUCCUGGGAGCCGAGAUGGUCAAGGACAAGGGACUGAACUGCCGCAUGAUCCUCAGCAACCGCCCGCACGGCGCGCCGGUGACGGACAGGGCGGUGCCGACGGCCAUCUUCUCGGCCGAGCCGGCGGUGAAGAAGCACUACCUCCGAAAGUGGCUCAAGGACCCGGCAAUGGAAGACUUCGACAUCCGCUCUAUUCUGGACUGGGACUACUACCUCGACCGCCUCGGCAACUGCAUCCGGAAGAUCAUCACCAUCCCCGCCGCCAUGCAGAAGGUGGAAAACCCCUGCCCUCGGGUAAAACACCCCGACUGGCUGCGGAAGAUCGUGAGGGAGAUCAACGACGGGUACCGGCAAACGAAGAUCGACCAGCUCUUCAAGGCGGCCCCUCCCGGGACACCCCAGCUCACCAAUGCCGGGGCGUCGACCAAGGCCAAACCAACCCCCGCGCCGGCCGCCACCGACAUCGAAGACAUGGCGGGCGGCGGCGGCGGCGGCGGCGGCGCGGCGGGGCGCAGCAUCCUCGGAGCCCGCGCCCGCGUCACCAAGCGCAUCGGCAACGGGGCCGCCGCCGGCGGUGCCCUCGCCCCUGACGGGAGUCCCGGGAAAGAGAACGCUGACGUCGGGGGGGGUGGGCAGGAGGAGGAAGAGGAGGAGGAGGAGGAGGCCGUCCCGAUUCGGAGGGAGGAUGACUUCCAGGGGUGGCUGGCGCAGCAGAAGGCCGGGUGGAAGAAGCGUCGGGAGCAGAACAGGCUCAAGCGGAGGACGGAGGCGAGGUCACAGGCAAUGGCCUCGUUCAGGGGAAGUGGCAGCUCCGGCGCACGGGGCGGUACCGCCGGGCUGGGAGCAGCGGGGGCGGCGGAGAAGCGGCGGCGGACGGCCGCCAUGGGGAAGUCGGGGCUUCAGGGCUACCUGACCUCGGCCCAAGACGCUCUCUUGCGUGGCUUCUGGCAGGUGGUGGAGAUCCGGCCAAGCGACAACCCGGGAUCGUUCACGGUCUUCGCUAUGACAGGCCCGGGAGAGCUCCAGGUAAUCCCCAUCACCAUACCCCGGGUGUUCUACGUCAACUGCCUCGAAGACAAGGGCCCCGCAGGCUCUUCGGCCAUGGGACGCCGGGUGGCCCGAACCCUUCCCAAUGGACAUGGCUCGCCCUUUCUCUACGAGGUGGCCAUGGACGAGGCAAAGUUCCAGCGCAACGAGAAGCAGCCGGUCGCCCCGGUGGUCUAGUUGGAUCCUCGAAACCUUCUAGAGGUCAGGUCAGGGGUUCGAAUCCCGGCGUAAGCGAGCUUUUCUUGCAAAGUGAGUUUUUCUCUCGCUUCCGCUCCUGGCCUAGUGGAUAGCGCUAGUUCGUGUGUACACAGAGGGAAGAGAGUGCUGAACUCUUCUCGCAUUAAUAAUCGAAGGCAAAGUACCGCAGGAGGGGAGGGUAGAGCGGGGCUCUUCUGUGUGACCACGGGUUGGAGUAAACGGCACUAUUAUAGUGCUGUGAGCGCUGAUUUGAAGUGAAAAAAAAAAAAAAACA